ACUGUGUUAAUCAUGCUUUCGAGCAUUUGGGGUUUCUUUAAACGUCAUAAGCGCAAGUUUGUAGCUGGGAGUAUCGUUGUUGGCAGUGUCAUUUUUUUGACACGUUAUACCCAGCGCAAGCUUCGAGAAUGGCAGGAUAAUGAGAUAAGGAUGUUAAUGGAAAAGACAAAGAAGCGACAACACUAUGAAAGCAUAGAGAAGACAUGCAAUCAAACGAUAUUAUCUCUUGCGACAACUUUAAGAAGCUCUGUGAUCAAAGAAAAUAAUACAGAGACUAUUAUAAACCAACUUAAAGAUGGCUCUGCUAAUAAGAUAGCAUCUUGGAAUCAAUUAAAAAUAUUAGCAAUCACACGACCGGCUGUAAUAAUUUAUUCUUAUACAAUGUUAGCUACGUUUCUUAGAAUUCAGCUCUCUCUGAUUAGUGGACACAUGUAUAAAGAUGCACAGAAUGUGAAUGACAAUGGGAUUAUUGGAAAUGACGUACAAGCAAAGUAUAUGACACUUUCUAGCUAUUUUAUAUACGAAAGCAUUAAGGCUUUAAGCAAUCUCAUACAGAGCAAAGUGGUCAUGGUUACGCAGUCAUUGUCUCUGACAGAGCAAUUAACAUUAAGAGAUUUGGAGCAAAUUUAUUGGACGCUUACAUCUUGUAUAUCUGCCGAAAGCUCAGUAGAUCGUAAAAAUUUGAUGCAAUAUAUGUUGCAACAAGAAAACACUGAAAACAAUGACACAUCCAUCUAUAUAAAAUUGAUUAAUCAGAUGUUGGAUAUAUCAGAGAGCGAUGAGGUGCAAGAUUUAAUGCAAAGAAAUGUCAGAAGUGGAUUUGUUUUAUUAAUGGAUCACAUAUCUGUAUAUUUCCAUAAUUCUCCUAAAAAGGAGAAUGAAUAUGAUGUACCAGGUACAUCAUGUUCGGAGGAGUCAAACGUCAAAAAUUCAGCUUCCACAUACUUACAAGAAGCUACAAAUAAUUCGUCCAAUGAAUUUGUAAAUAUUAAUAAAACUACUAUGGCUUUGGCCAAAAUUAUUCCUAUUGUAAAUGGACAAGUUCCAGAUAAUCCAACAUCAAACGACAUAGCAGCAGAUUGGCUUCAACAUUUAAUAUUAAAUAAUGAACUUAAAAUUCUUGGAGCAAAUAUUUAUGAAGCAUUUAGUUAUUCACAAAAUUAGAGUCAACAUUAUUUAAGAAUUGGAUGUAAAAAUUUUACAAAAGAAGAUAUGCGACAAUAUACAAAUUCUACUUUUGGGUCUUAUAUAUUA
Molecule: messenger RNA, 1254 nt
Organism: Nylanderia fulva
Lineage: Eukaryota; Metazoa; Arthropoda; Insecta; Hymenoptera; Formicidae
Gene: Pex3
Product: peroxisomal biogenesis factor 3
Biological process (GO): protein import into peroxisome membrane
Cellular component (GO): peroxisomal membrane
Molecular function (GO): protein-macromolecule adaptor activity
Source: RefSeq, a predicted model, not a curated record